CACAAAUCACAUUCGUACGAUGGGGGCGCCAUUGCACCCAGUCCUUUCGAAGAGGAAGCGGCGUCUGUCGAUGGACAUGCAGCAGGAAGCAUUCGACAACCUGAAGGACCAUCCGCUAUACGAACGCAUCUCGCUCGUCAAGACGAAGCGCUUAAAGGAUCUCGGGUACAUGACCCAUCUCAUCUCGGACCUCCAACGACACCUGGUCCAGUUGAAGCGCCGGCAAACGUCGCAGUUGUCGUGGGAAGACGUCACCCAGGCGCUCAAGGACGACACCGUCGGCCGAGUGCGUGACAACCGCUCGCUCAAGCAGGAAGUCGAGCUCAACUCCCAAAUUUGCACGUACCUUCAGACGUGGCUUGCCCACGUCCACCCUGCCGCGAUGAGUGCGAAUUACGUGGAAGAGCACUGGCGGCACUCGGCGCUGUUCAAAGGGGACGAACAUGCAAGGCAUGUGGGACUCUCGUGGAUCACUCGUCAAGCGUACCACAACACGGACCGCGUCCUCUCCGCCAUCCAGUUCCCGUCCGCGACGUCCGCCGACUACGCCGACUUCGUGGACGUGCGCACGUCCAGCGUGAACGGCAUGCUCAUCCUCAUCCAGGUGGCGACCCAGCGGAUCCUUCCAUAUUCGCUGGAAGACGUGUCGGAAGCAUACUGGCAUGCCGAGAAGUCGUUUGGUGAGUACGUCCUUCGGCACGAAUUCGUCCAUCCGCGCUUGAUGGCGUCCAUCAACGGAGACAUCGACUACACGCGCGAAGAGGUGGGGAACCACAUCCAGCGCAUCUCGGACAAGGUGCUCAUGGGCCGGUUCUGCGACGACCACCGCGCCAUCUGCGUGCUUCGGUCUGUCAUGAACGACGAAAUGUACCCCCUCGAGGCCAACACGUGGACCACCGACACCCGGCAAUGGAUGCUCGCAGAGCGACUCGGACCCGCGCAGACUCGUGUCCGGCAGUACUACUCGAUCGACCAUCCCUGCACUGAACGAGGGUAUGUGCCGUUGUGGGAGUAUGCGCGCAUGUGCGGAGUCACCCACGCCAUCGACGACGCCGAUGUCCUGGAGAAGCUCCAGCUCAAUCGGCAGGCAAAGCAUCUUUGCAGCCGCGCGCAGUUCGCUCGCCACUUCGACGAUACCCUUCGAGCGACGGCGGACGUCACAAACGACCAUGUAUUUAAUUACACUUAGCUAAAUUAUCCACAGCCCAUAUUAUUUUAAAUUUGAAUUUCC
Messenger RNA from Aphanomyces astaci, 1231 nucleotides. RefSeq lists its product as hypothetical. Bases 20 to 1189 code for a protein of 389 amino acids. Lineage: Eukaryota; Oomycota; Saprolegniomycetes; Saprolegniales; Verrucalvaceae. The transcript has 3 exons. The record is from RefSeq and is a predicted model, not a curated record.